This is a messenger RNA of Doryrhamphus excisus (bluestripe pipefish), 2162 nucleotides long. Its product is annotated as zona pellucida sperm-binding protein 4-like. Gene Ontology annotation, cellular component: egg coat. Gene Ontology annotation, molecular function: acrosin binding; structural constituent of egg coat. NCBI's taxonomy places the organism in Eukaryota, Metazoa, Chordata, Actinopteri, Syngnathiformes, Syngnathidae. Gene Ontology annotation, biological process: binding of sperm to zona pellucida; prevention of polyspermy. The record is from RefSeq and is a predicted model, not a curated record.
AUGGCCAAACGCUGGAGUGCCACCUCUUUUGUGGCACUCGCACUGCUAUGCUGCUUCUCUGGGACCAAGGUAGAAGCUUGGCUACAGAAUUCAUCUCCUGGAUAUACAUACAAUCUACCAAUGGUCGACAAAAAAAACAACCAACAAAAUCCGCCAAGUCAAAAUCCGCCUCCACCGCCUCAAAAUCCUUCAUGGCAAUAUGCUCCCGGUGAUGAUAUGCCAGGCAAGUCCGAUUAUCUCUUAAUGCCUCCGACAUCUUACAAUCCUCCAAGUUCAAAAAAACUCCUGCAGCGGCAAGUGACACCAGAUGUCCCGAGGAUGGACACUGAUGGAGUGUCUUAUGGCUCAUCGAUGAACCCAAAGCUCCCACCUCCUCCAUCACAGCAGAAUCUUGUCUCCAUGUUCCCACCUUUCAUCCCUAAUCCCCAUCCACAGCAGAAGCCUUCCACCCUCUUACCACCGUGGGUUCCUCAACCUCCAGUACAGCAGAAGCCUCCAGGCUUCUUACCACCUAGAGUCCCUCAGUCACCAGUAGAGCAGAAGCCCCCAGUGUUCUUACCACCCACGGUCCCUCAUCCUCCAGUACAGCAACGUCCUCCAGGAGUCUUACCACCACCUAAGGGCGGCCCUCCAUCACAGCAGAACCCUUCAUCCGGUGUACCACCUGUGAGCUCUGGUUUUCCGUCCCAGCAGAAUCCUCAAGUCAUCUUACCACCUGUUGAAUCAUAUCUUCUACCACCAAAGAAUCCUUCAUUCCUUCAACUACGGAGAAAUCCAUCACUCUCUCCACUACAGCAGAAGAACCCUUCAUUCCCAUCACAAUACGAUGGUCCUUCUCAACUACCGGUCAAGGACUAUGCAGUUCCUCGAGGCUUUGCUGAUCAGUCAGCUCACAACCCUCAAUCCAGAAGACAGCAAAUGCAACAAUCGCCAACACAGAAAUCUUCACCUUAUGAUCCCGGCAUGCAGAGCUGUGACGUGGCAGACACCCAAAGAGUCCCAUGUGGAAGUCAUGGUAUCUCUGCUGCUAUGUGUGAAUCUAUCAGUUGCUGCCAUGAUGGCAGACAGUGCUACUUUGGAAAAUCGGUGACUGUCCAGUGUACCAAGGAUGGCCAGUUCAUUGUGGUUGUGGCCAGAGAUGCCACUAUGCCCAACAUUGACCUGGGUACUAUUUCCAUGUUGGGAGAUGGUCAAGGCUGCACACAUGUGGACUUCAAUUCCGCCUUUGUCAUCUACCAGUUUCCUGUGACUGCAUGUGGCACCGUCAUUUUGGAGGAGGCAGGGGGCAUCAUCUAUGAGAACAGGAUGACUUCCUUAUAUGAAGUGGGAGUUGGGCCUCUGGGUGCUAUAACCAGGGACAGCAGCUAUGAUUUACUCUUCCAGUGUAAAUACACAGGCAUGUCCGUUGAGACUAUGAUUGUAGAACUUCAACCAGCAGGUCAUCCUCUCUCAGUGGCGGUUCUGGGUCCCAUUCGUGUGGAGCUCAGGUUGGCCAAUGGACAAUGUUUUUCCAAGGGCUGCAUUGAAGAGAAUGUCGCCUAUAGCUCUUUCUAUACGGAUGGAGACUAUCCUGUGAACAAAAUCUUGAGGGAUCCCGUGUACGUGGAGGUUCACAUCAUGGAAAGAACUGAUCCCAACCUUGUCCUCACUCUUGGUCGCUGUUGGACCACCACUAGUUCAAACCCUCAUAGUUUGCCUCAGUGGGACAUUCUCAUCGAUGGAUGUCCAAACAGGGAUGAUCGCUACAUGACCACCCUGGUUCCAGUUGGUCCGGACUCUGGUUUGGUCUUCCUAAGUCACUACAGGCGCUUCAUUUUUAAAAUGUUUACUUUCGUGGACCCCAGCUCUCUUGUGCCACAAAAAGAACAUGUCUACAUUCACUGCAGCACAUCGGUAUGCGAUGUAGCUGCUGGCUAUUCCUGUGAGCCAAUGUGUUUCAGGACAAAGAGAGAUUUGAAGUCUAUUCAGAAGAAGAAGGGCUCAAAGGUCGUGGUGUCUUCGGGACCUCUGGUCAUGAACACCUCCUGAAGAGGAAAAGGAAGAGAUUCCAUUUGGAGAAUCUUCAUUAAAGCAUUUGGAAUGUGAAUAUUGUGUUAUUUGUGAAUAUAUGUGUUAUUAUAUUACUAGUGGCGUGGAAUGAAAAUGUUGUGUAUAGCAUUGUA